Conger conger (European conger) is the source of this 4431-nucleotide messenger RNA. It is a transcript of the gene soat1, whose product is annotated as sterol O-acyltransferase 1. The record is from RefSeq and is a predicted model, not a curated record. NCBI's taxonomy places the organism in Eukaryota, Metazoa, Chordata, Actinopteri, Anguilliformes, Congridae. Gene Ontology annotation, biological process: cholesterol efflux; cholesterol metabolic process. The transcript is spliced from 16 exons. Gene Ontology annotation, molecular function: cholesterol O-acyltransferase activity; fatty-acyl-CoA binding; cholesterol binding. The coding region runs from base 139 to 1809 and encodes 556 amino acids. Gene Ontology annotation, cellular component: endoplasmic reticulum membrane.
CAGGAAAGGGGAUCUGCUUGUUCGAGUCUCGUUAGUCAGUCAUUGGAAACAAGAGAUGUGCCGGUGGUGAGCCGAAAUAAUUAGCCAGUUAUUUGCUUUUGUCUGAGGAGAAAUUCCAAGCCUGCGUGUGACACCAGGAUGGCCAACAGUGAACGCGUGGCCUUGCGUAGCCGCAGGGUGAUACCCAGGAUGCCCGGGAUUCUGGAUGAAGACGACAGCAAUGCCAGCAGCAAUGGCGAUCCAAGGAUAACCAGCAACGGAACAUUGGAGGUGGAGCACGUCAUCAACAAGAAACUGCAGCUGAAGAUGAAGGCGGAGCACCUGAAGGCACACUUGAUGAAGCAGCUGGACUCUCAGGUGAACGAGUUCAUGGACAGCCUGAUAGAGGAAUCCACCUGUCUGGACACACCCUCUGUCUCCUCCUUCUCCCCACCCCUGUGCGAUAAGGAGAGGAGCAAACUCAGGCAGCUGCGGACCCCUCAAGAUCAAGGCAAGCAGUUUGUGAUCCGCCGGUCUCUGUUAGAUGAGCUGUUUGAGGUGAACCACAUCCGCACAAUCUACCACAUGUUCAUCGCACUGCUCAUCCUCUUCAUCCUCAGCACCCUGGUGGUGGACUUCAUUGAUGAGGGCAGACUGGUGCUGGACUUUGACCUGCUGGUGUACGCGUUUGGACAGCUCCCCCUGGUGGUGUCCACCUGGCUGUGCAUGUUUCUGUCGGUGCUGGUGGUGCCAUACGGCCUGUUCCACCUGUGGGCCGGUCACUACCAGACGUCACGGCACCCCGUCCUGCUCUCCGGGCUGGCCGGGGCGGCCUUCCUGCUGUACCAGGGGCUGGGCUUGGGCUUCCUGCCCUCCUACGUGGUGAUGAAGAACGGCUUUCCCCCCGCCUCUCGCUUCAUCGUCAUCCUCGAGCAGGUUCGUUUGAUAAUGAAGGCGCAUUCCUUUGUCCGAGAGAAUGUUCCAAGAGUUCUGGCGUCCGCGCAAGAAAAGAACACUCCUGUGGUCAUCCCCCAGGUGACUCAGUACCUGUACUUCCUCUUCGCCCCGACACUCAUCUACAGAGACAGUUACCCCAGGAACCCAGUCAUCAGAUGGGGCUAUGUGGCCACUAAAUUUCUCCAGGUGCUGGGCUGCCUGUUCUACGCGUACUACGUGUUUGUACGCCUCUGCAUCCCGCAGUUCCGCAGCAUCAACCUGCAGCUCUUUGACCUGCGCGUGAUUGUGCUCUGUGUGUUCAACUCCAUCCUGCCAGGAGUGCUGGUUCUCUUCCUGGCUUUCUUUGCCUUCCUGCACUGCUGGCUCAAUGCCUUCGCAGAGAUGCUGCGAUUUGCCGACAGGAUGUUUUACAAGGAUUGGUGGAACUCAACAUCUUAUGCCAAUUACUACAGGACCUGGAAUGUGGUGGUACAUGAUUGGCUAUAUAAUUACAUAUACCGGGACUUCCUCUGGAUGUCAGGGAACCGCUUCCGGAUGACGGCCAUGUUGUUGGUGUUCACCGUGUCUGCGGUGGCGCACGAGUACGUCCUGGCUAUCUGCUUUGGCUUCUUCUACCCCGUCCUCUUCUGCCUCUUCAUGUGCUUUGGGAUGCUGUUUAAUUUCAUCCUCCAUGAUCGGAGGAAGGGUCCGAUCUGGAACGUGAUCAUGUGGACCUCGCUCUUCCUGGGCCAGGGGGUCCUGAUCUGUCUCUAUUCCCGGGAGUGGUAUGCUCAGCGCUACUGCCCCCUGCAGGAGCCUUCCUUCCUGCAUCUGCUGAAGCCCCGCUCCUGGAGCUGCCACCAGCAGAUAGCCCCUGCUGAAGACUCCCCUUGAAAGCAGGGACUGGGGUCAGCACUGUUCUCUCACCAGCCAAAUGAAUGGGGAGGGAGAGGAGAGGAGGGCUUCCUUUUCCUCCCGUUUCAUAUGACUUUUGUCAUUUUCCAUUGUGAGCUCUUUUUUUUCAUUGCACUAUGGCCAGUUGGCAUAUUUGCAUUGUGGGGUAUUGGGAGGUUGCAUAAUGAGCCAAAUAGUUUUGCAGUAUAUAGGUGACUUUUUGGAAGGAUAUUAAAUUUACGUGACCAAAAGUUUAACAUUUUCUGUUAUUUUAGUUUUCGCUAUAGACACUAAGUUGUACUAAGUUUGACUAUUUCCAAUGGGUACAAAAUGGUAUCUUUCUUUUACAGUAUUUUAUUUUUUAGUUGUUGUUUUAAUUUGUCUUCUUAAUUCUGCAUCAAACCCCCUCAAAUACAUUUGCUUCUGUGAAAAGGCAGCAUUUCCAGUUCUUGAGCUCAGUGUUCAGGGCCCAAGCAUUUUAAAAUCAAUUAAUUCAAUGUAGAGCAGUUUCCUGAGUGAGAGGUGAACUUUGAAAUAAAUUGAACCAAUCCAAAUUUACAUGGACCGAAUUAACUCUUGCAUUACUCCUGAAAACUUGCUUUGUUUGUUAGCCAUACUGGUGUGAAGAAGCUGGCUAAACUAGUCAUAACAAACAGAGCUGUUGAACCCAUGGCCUGUCAAUCCCACACUGAACUCAGAAAGCACCCACAACUCACUCAUCUACUUUGUUGAAACAUAUUGAUUUUGUUUCACUCUAACCUAAAUCCUGUCUAUGAGCUAGCCUCAGUCACAAACCAACCAUAUCUUUUUUUUCUUUAUUCUUAAACUUAAGUGCAACUUGUUUUGCAAAUGUCAAAUGUGUGGCUUUGAACCAGCCUAUUUCUCCCUUUCCCUGAAAAAAUUAACAUUUGCAGGAGUAGAUGUCAGAAUGAUUUGUAUGUAAAGAUUUCCCUGAGAUGUAACCAGACGUACUAAUUCCAGGGAAUGACAGAGAUGUUUCAGCAGCAUUUGUGUAUAUAGGUAUUGAAUGUGGUGCAGGCACUGAAAUGAAGUGCCCUUGGAUUGCAGCAGCGUGAUAGAUGGGAAUCUGGUGUUUGGAAUCCUUCCAAAGCAAUACUAAAAGUUGUUAUAUAAAAAUCUGUUAUUCCACUCAAUGUAUCUGAAUGCUCUGGGAAAUCUGAAAUAAUAUUGCAGCUGGCUGCAGUGAUGUUACCAAUAUAAUUGUGUUGUGGCUGAUCAAGUCAUUGUACUCAUGUUUGUGGAUUAGUGCCAAAUGUAUGUUUUUGAUAAGAUCGCAUUGUCAGGCACUCUGAGUUUAAUUGCUUAUGUGACCGUGUCCUCAGCAGCUUGUCUUUGAGUUAUUUUGUUAAUAUUAAUGAAAUCACAUCUGAAUUGCACUACUUGACCUUUGCUUUCAUGGUAUACAGACUUAAACUGGAAAAAUGUCAGCAUCAGGGGACAUAAUUUUCCUUACCAAAGGAAACAUGGUUCCUUACCAAAUGUAUAUGAAUAUUUGGUAUUUAUUUGGAAGUGUUUAUUGUUUAAUUUGAGAAACAAUUGGUAACCAAUUGUCUUUUGGUUUUCCUUGGAUUCCUUGUGUUCGAUUUUGAUGCCUUGCACCACUUAAUGAGGUGAUGACAAAGUAACCACUAGAGGGCGCAGUGUAUCAGUACAUUUGUCUUUAUUUUGCUGUACUACAGAAAUUGUGCUGAGGAGCUAUAUUUAGUGAGACACCACCCAUGAACCCAUCCUUAUUCUUACAAUAAUAAGCACAAGAGGUCCAGCAAUUUAUGUGAAGAUGUUUUUUGCGAUGUACUUGAAUGGAAAAUGUAUGGUCAAACACUGCUGGAUGUCCUAGUUGGAAAUGGUCUGAAGAUGUAUUACAGUGGUAAAAUUUGAUAUUUUUCUACAAUAAAAGGCUAUUACAUCAUUUUUUAAACUUCUCAUGAUUGUAAUAGAGAACAUAUAGGUCACUGAAGAAAAAUUGAGCUCUUUGAUGAUGUCAUAUGAAAUAUAUAGAUAAUAUAUGCCAUAGAUAAAUAAUGUUUCUAUACCCAGCAACAAAUGGGCAAAAAAACCUUACUUCACUGUUCCAUGGGCUUGUGAUUAUUACACAAUAGUAUACAAAGUAUAUUAUUGCAUUAAUGUAAAAUAAAUGUAAAACAUCCUGCUUAUGUUUUCAUUUUUCCUUGAUAUGAAUUUGUUGAGUAAGGAUUUUUUUGCAUUCAUUUGAGAUUUGUCAUAUUAAGGUGCUAACCAGGAUAUUGAAUUAUCUUAAUGUUUCUGUAAUAUGCAUGUUUAAAAUAAUAUUUUUAAACUGCCUGAACUAGAGUUGAUUUUGUUAAUGAUUAUAGUUAAGUUAUUGUAUACAAGGUUAGAAUUAUGGACAUACUGUCAAUUUCAGUUAUCAAGUGCAGUGUUCUGGAGCUUUAUGAUUUGAAAAUGUGAUUUUGUAACAUUGCACUUUAAAAUUGGGAAAGAAAAUAACAUACUACAUUGUUUUACUACGUCAAAAAUAUAUCUGUAUGCAUAAAUCGUGUUAUAAAUGAAAAUUGUAAUGAGAAGGCUCAUUGGCACAAGACAUUGAUUGUCCUUUAAAUAAAAAAGAAUGCCCUAAAUAAA